This is a messenger RNA of Diceros bicornis minor, 2025 nucleotides long. RefSeq names its product Rho guanine nucleotide exchange factor 39 (gene ARHGEF39). The transcript is spliced from 9 exons. The coding region runs from base 83 to 1432 and encodes 449 amino acids. NCBI's taxonomy places the organism in Eukaryota, Metazoa, Chordata, Mammalia, Perissodactyla, Rhinocerotidae. The record is from RefSeq and is a predicted model, not a curated record. Gene Ontology annotation, biological process: positive regulation of cell migration. Gene Ontology annotation, molecular function: guanyl-nucleotide exchange factor activity. Gene Ontology annotation, cellular component: plasma membrane.
CCCCGGCGGCCCCCGCCCCCGGAGCGGUUGGGAUUUGAAUUUCCGGCGGGUUGCGGCCGGAAGCGUGGACUUCUCAGCCGGCAUGGCGAGCUCGGUCCCCCGCGCUCGGUGCCCGGUGCAAGAGCAGCGUGCCCGUUGGGAGCGGAAACGCACCCGCACUGCGCGGGAGCUGCUGGAGACCGAGCGGCGCUACCAGGAGCAGCUGGGGCUGGUGGCCGUGACUAUGUUCGGGUAUUCUCUCCUUCCGCAGUACUUCGUGGGGAUUCUGAGAGCCAAGGGCACCCUGCGACCACCAGAGCACCAGGCCCUGUUUGGGCCCUGGGAGCUCAUUUACGGCGCCAGCCAAGAGCUGCUUCCCUACCUGGAAGGAGGGCACUGGGGACAGGGCCUGGAGGGCUUCUGCCCCCACCUGGAGCUCUACACUCGAUACGCUGCUAACGCAGAGAGGUCCCGGACCACCCUGCAGGAGCAACUAAAGAAAAACAAACGUUUCCGGACGUUCCUUCAGCUUCAGGAAGGCCGCCCUGAGUUUGGAGGCCUUCAGCUCCAGGACCUGCUUCCUCUGCCUCUGCAGAGGCUCCAGCAGUAUAAGAAUCUUGUCGUUGCUUUGGCUGAAAACACAGGUCCCAACAGCCCUGACCACCAACAGCUCACACGGGCUGCCUGGCUCAUAAGUGAGACCGCCCAGAGACUUCACACCAUUGGUCAGAAACAGAAGAAUGACCAGCACCUCCGGCGUGUCCAGGCUCUGCUCAGUGGAUACCAGGCAAAGGGGCUUACCUCAGGUCGCUGGUUCCUACACCAGGGCUGGCUAUUGGUGGUGCCUCCCCGUGGGGAACCUCGUUCCCGAAUGUUCUUCCUCUUCUCUGAUGUGCUCCUCAUGGCCAAGCCUCGACCCCCAUUGCACCUGCUGCAGAGUGGCACCUUUGCCUGCCAGGCCCUCUACCCCAUGGCCCAAUGUGAACUGCACAGGGUCUUUGGCCACUCAGGAGGCCCUUGUGGUGGACUUCUCAGUACUGGCCCUGAGCUAACAUCCGUGCCCAUCUUCCUCCAUUUUAUGUGGGACGCCACAACAUGGCCUGACAAGCAGUGCGUUGAUGCACACCCAGGAUCCGAACAUGGGCCACCAGCAGCAGAGCGCGUGCACUUAACCGCUGUGCCACGGGGCCAGCCCCUAUCUCCUUGGCUUGGACCCCUUUCACAGGAACUGAGCCAUCUACACAGAGAGGAUAACUGGGGCUUGGGGUUCAUAUCUAGUUCUCACCUCAGCCUGAAUUACCUCCAUGGGAACAGCAAGGCCUUCAGCUUUAGCCUGGACCUUUCUGAGCCAUGCACUAAGAGGUGGUCUCUCCCUAGCUGUCCUUUCCCCAUGAGAAGCUACUGCUUAUGUCCACAGACCAGGAGGAGCUGUUGCGCUGGUACCACAGUCUGACUUUGGCCAUCAGCAGUCAGAAGAACUAGAAGAAUCUUAGAAAUUCCAGAAUCCAGAAUACUUCAGGGAUAGGUCAGGAUCAGGAGUACAAAGGAAUCUCCUUCAGUACUAAACAAAACACAGAACUCUUCAUGGUUUGAGAGGGGUCACUUUGUGUUUGCCUGGGAACAAGCCGCAGCGGGUCAUGUGACCAGAUCUUAAGAAUGAUGAAACCAAGUCAGACCCAAGUGAAACUGCUGAACCAGCCCCUCCAACACAGAUGAGGGGAUUUGGAACUGAUAAGUUCAGCACUAUGUCUAUGGUCAGUUGUUUAUCAAGGUUGUGGCUUUGUAAAUGUGGCUAUUUUUAUGUUGCAUGUGGUUUCUGUAAUUUAUUUUCCUACUGGAUUUUAGUAAAGUUUUUGGAAAGGGCUUUCUGUCUCAGCUAUGUGAUAUGAGAAAAGGGAUUUUUGUGCCCUGAAGGCUGGCAUGAUGGUGGCCUCAGGAAUACAAGGAAGAGCACUGGAGCUCCCUCUAUCUUCCUGGCUCUUGCACUGGAAGGCGGCCUCUUUGUGUCCUAAUAAGGGAAGCUCUUCAAGAAGGCCCAGUUCUUAG